UACGUGCUGUGCGUUUUUCUGGAUAUGAGUCACGGCGUUUUUUUUUUUUGUUUGUUUGUUUGUUUUUUUGAAUUGUUAUUUAUGAUUUAUUAAAUUUGUAGCUGAAUAAAAAAAAAGUUGGACGAAGAGGAACGUGAGCGGCACUUUCUUCAUCAUCCUCUUCAUCAAUCAGGGAAACUUCACUUCUGAGAUGUUUUGUGCAGGCGUGGCCAUCUUGUAAAGAUGAAAGUCAUCCCAAAAGGUUCACAAAAAUUUUUCAAAUUAGAUAUUGCUAGCUGCAAGUCUCAUAUCAUGUCAGCAGGCUUGACGCUACUGAGCUCGCUCAUCAUGGCGCUGCAUGCGGAGGUCGCGGCGGCCAUGUUGGACAUCAAUCCGAACGAGCACUGGACGCUGUGGAAGAAAACGCACGGGAAGCGUUACGGUAGUCAGCCCGAAGAGCUUCAUCGCCGAGGAUUGUGGGAAAAGAACCUGGCGAUGAUCACGCGGCACAACCUGGAAGCCUCCAUGGGCCUCCACAGCUACCAGCUCAGCAUGAACGUCCUCGGAGAUCUGACGCCGGAAGAGAUUCGUCAGUCUUUCGCCACCUUGACUCCUCCUAGCGACUUCCACCAGCUGUCUUCUAAUUGGUCGCCGAGCCAGACGGACGACCCCCCGACCUCCGUAGACUGGAGGGACCGAGGCUGCGUCACAAGCGUCAAGAUGCAGGUGAAAAGACCAGACGGGGAAAAAUCGUUCAAAAGUUGGAGAAAAGUUCCGAGUGGCUGUGUCCAGGGUUCGUGCGGUUCUUGCUGGGCCUUCAGCGCGGCGGGGGCUCUGGAGGGCCAGCUGGCCAGGACCUCGGGCCGCCUGGUGGACCUCAGCCCCCAGAACCUCAUGGACUGCUCGGGCAAGUACGGCAACCGCGGCUGCUUCGGCGGCUUCAUCAGCGGCGCCUUCCGUUAUGUCAUCGACAACGGCGGCAUCGACUCGGAAGAGUUCUACCCGUAUGUGGGUCGGUCCGGGCAGUGUCGCUACAGCGCCGCCCACCGAGCGGCCAACUGCUCGGGUUUCACGGUCCUGCCGAGGGGCGACGAGGGCGCUCUGAAGCGAGCGGUCGCCGCCGUCGGACCCGUGUCGGUCGCCGUCGACGCGUCCAGGCCCACCUUUGCCUUCUACAGUAGUGGCGUGUACGACGACGCGUCCUGCUCUCGCAAAGUCAACCACGCCGUUUUAGCCGUCGGCUACGGAGCGCUGCGUGGAAAACCGUACUGGCUCGUCAAGAACAGCUGGGGCUUUUCGUACGGAGACGGCGGCUACAUCCGGAUGGCUCGCAACAAAACCAACCAGUGCGGCAUCGCCACGUUCGCCAGCUAUCCUGUCAUGUAGAUCCCAGAAUCCCUCACGCCACGAUGAUCAAAAUGGAUUCAUUUUUGCAAACUGUGAAAUAUAAACUCUG
Molecule: messenger RNA, 1435 nt
Organism: Syngnathoides biaculeatus (alligator pipefish)
Lineage: Eukaryota; Metazoa; Chordata; Actinopteri; Syngnathiformes; Syngnathidae
Product: procathepsin L-like
Exons: 7
Coding region: 223-1365 (380 amino acids)
Biological process (GO): immune response
Cellular component (GO): lysosome
Molecular function (GO): cysteine-type endopeptidase activity
Source: RefSeq, a predicted model, not a curated record